AUCUGUUAUUAGGUUUAUUUUUAUUUUGCUAACCAUAAGAGAUGAUCAAUUAAACGAAAGUUUUGAAGUGAUUCAAGUAAAGUGCGCAAAUUUGAAGUUAAAUCUAGUUACAAGAGGCCGCGUUACUACACCCGGCAAUUCACAAUGCACAAAGCUCAAACAUUCCUAACGCACAAUGCUCUCCCUCAAAGGGAUGCGAGGUACGUCAUGGAAAAAAUCAAACAGAUCGUGACAUGGCGGCCCCAUUGCAAUGUGAUGGACAUCGGUUGUGGAACUGGGAAUGUUACGCACGACGUUCUUCUACCAAUUCUACCAGAAUCGACAAAUUCCAUUAUUGGUGUCGACAAGUCAACCGAAUUCGUACAGUAUGCGAAUGAAAAGUACGGCGACAAGAUUGUUUUUGAACAAAUGGAUAUUGUUAACUGCCAAAUUCCCGGAUCGAACUACGAAGAGCAUUUCGAUCACAUUUUCUCAUUCUACUGCCUGCACUUUGUAGGCGAACAGGAUCUCGCCCUAAGGAAUAUUUACAGGUUGUUGAAGCCAGGAGGAGACUUCUUCUUCACCUGCUGCGUACGAUGUAACGGGUUUGAAGCUGUGACAAUUCUGGCCGAAACCGAGAAGUGGAAGCCAUCCGUGUCGGAUUUUCAUAAGUAUCUAUGCCCAUACCAAUUCUCGUCGGAUCCCAAAAAUGUUCUCGAGCGAAUGCUGUUAGAAACUGGAUUCAAAGUUUUACAAUUGAGCAUCGAACCGAGGGAUACCAUGCUGCCGAUCGAGUUCGUUUCCGGAUUUGUGCUGUCGCACUCGCCAAUGGAGUUGCCUAAAGAUUUUCCGUCAGCCUGCGUAGAUGUUUUAAGGGGGUGGAAUGAUGUACACACUAAAGAAGAUAAUAAAGAGUUUGUGUGCAUGAGAUAUCAAAUGAUUUUUGGGCAUGUUGCAAAACUUUAGUCAUGUGUUUUAUAAUAUAUAUAUAUAUAUAUAUGUGUCAUGUUUUAUAGGAACAGGCUGUUUUGUACACGUAAAGAGAAAAAUGUGAAAUUCUAAUAGUUAUUACUAUACAAGACCAUUGAGUGAAAAAUUAUCCUUUCACGAAUUGGUUAGUUAUUGUAUUAUACAA
Photinus pyralis (common eastern firefly) is the source of this 1114-nucleotide messenger RNA. RefSeq names its product juvenile hormone acid O-methyltransferase-like. NCBI's taxonomy places the organism in Eukaryota, Metazoa, Arthropoda, Insecta, Coleoptera, Lampyridae. Bases 145 to 945 code for a protein of 266 amino acids. The transcript is spliced from 4 exons. The record is from RefSeq and is a predicted model, not a curated record.